CCCUGGUAACGCGCGUGGGGCCGGUUCCUCAGCAUGAACGUACGGGUCGCGCGGGCUGCGUGGGCCUGGGGCCGGGGCGUGCGCUGCCGCCGCGGCGCCUCGAGCUUCCUGCUGCCUCCCCCGGGCGCGGUGGACGUGGAGGAGCUGCUGCGAGAUGCGACAGCGGCGGUGGAAGGGCCCCGGGAGGCCUCGGUGCGGCGGUUGCCGGGCCAGUGCUCGGUGCUGCUCUUCCCCGGCCAGGGCAGCCAGGUGGUGGGCAUGGGCCGCGGUCUGCUCCGCUACCCGCGCGUCCGCGAGCUCUACGCCGCCGCCCACCGCGUGCUGGGCUACGACUUGCUGGAGCUGAGCCUGCAUGGGCCGCAGGAGGCCCUGGACCGCACCGUGCACUGCCAGCCCGCCGUUUUCGUGGCUUCGCUGGCCGCCGUCGAGAAACUGCAUCACCUGCAGCCCGCGGUUAUUGAGAACUGUGUUGCUGCUGCUGGAUUCAGUGUGGGAGAAUUUGCAGCCCUAGUGUUUGCUGGAGCCAUGGAAUUUUGUGAAGGUUUGUAUGCAGUGAAAAUCCGAGCUGAGGCCAUGCAGGAAGCCUCGGAAGCUGUCCCCAGUGGGAUGUUGUCUGUCGUCGGCCAGCCUCAGUCCAAGUUCACCUUUGCCUGUCUGGAGGCCCAGGAGCACUGCAGGACUUUGGGCAUAGAGAACCCCGUGUGCGAGGUGUCCAGCUACCUCUUUCCCGACUGCAGGGUGAUCUCAGGACACCUGGAGGCUCUGCAGUUUCUCCAGAAGAAUUCCUCCAGGUAUCACUUCAGACGCACCAAGAUGUUGCCGGUUAGCGGUGGCUUCCACACCAGCCUCAUGGAGCCAGCUUUGGAGCCCCUGGCACAAGUUUUAAAGGCAAUUGAUGUCAGGAAGCCUCUGGUGUCCGUCCACUCAAACGUUAACGGCAGUAGAUACACGCAUCCAGAACACAUCCGGAAACUGCUGGUCCGGCAGGUGGUCUCCCCGGUGAAGUGGGAGCAGACGAUGCACGCCGUAUAUGAGAGGAAGAAAGGCACCAAGUUCCCCAAAACUUUUGAAGUAGGACCUGGGAAGCAGCUGGGAACCAUCCUGAAGAGCUGUAACCUGCAGGCCUGGAGGUCCUACAGUCACGUGGAGGUGCAGGAGGCUGACGAGGACCUGCACUAGAACCUGUAGGGGCCUCCCGCGGACCUUGGCGUGGAGGGCGCGUGGCUGAGGAGGCCGAAGGGGCUCCAGUGGGCAGAGCCCAGCCAGGCCGCCGCCUGCACGUGAUCGGGAGGGAUUGUUUGCAGAGUGCUUUGAGCGCCACAUAGAAAGCACUGAAAACGAGUAUUUCUUUACAUGACACUGUCCAUUUCUCCCCCCUUGAAACACGUUCGAGUGCCGGGGAGAGAUGCAGCCGUGACGGUUCUGUGAAGACUGGUGAGUUCCUGCCCUGCCUCUUGAGCAGGCCCCUCCGCCUCUCGGGGGCUCAGGGGCUCCUCUGGACAAGGGGCGGGAACGACCUGGCUGGCAGGUGUGUUCUGAGGACUGGGAAGGCCUGGCCUGCUGCCGUGUGGGUGCCGUGGGCAGGUGGCAUGGCCACAAGGCUGACCAGUGGCAGACGGGCUCCUCUGCUGCCCCAGCAUCCUCGGGCCACACACGGCCAAAGCCUUAGCUCCUUCGUCACUGAGGUUGAAGGGCUUUAGGACCCAGUGGGCUUUGGCAGCCAUCUGUCCACCCCUUCACUCAACAGUUGGGAGACCCAGGGCCCCAUCUGUUUACUUACCGCACAGAAAGUAUUGAGUGCCUGCUGUAUGCCAGGGAGUGAGUGGCCUCUGCCUUGGUAGGGAAGAGGGUCCUUUAGCAAGGCGGGACUGGUGCGGGGAGGGCAGCUGAGGGCCCUGUUUCCUCCCCCACCCCCAGUCAUCCCUUUAGACUGCAGUCGUGGAGUGCCUGCUGUGUGCCCGGGGCCUGGUUCGGCUCAGGCCCACCCGCAGAGCUUGUCCUCAGCUGCUCCACACCAGGAGCAGGGCGCAGACUCUCUGCUCCUAAUAUCAAUAUUAAAUACGAGUCAUUCUAAACUUCUUGGGGGAUUUUUUUCAUUAUUCAGCAAUAGUAGGAAAACCAUAUUGGGAAUGAAACCCCUGAGCUUGUUUUUUAAUUUAUUUUUUAUUUUUGGCUGCGUUGGGUCUUCGUUGCCGCACGUGGGCUUUCUCUAGUUGCGGCGAGCAGGGGCUACUCUUCAUUGCGGUGCGCGGGCUUCUCUCGUGGAAUGCGGGCUCUAGGCAUGCGGGCUUCAGUAGUUGCAGCUCACGGGCUCAGUAGUUGUGGCUUGUGGGCUCUAGAGCGCAGGCUCAGUAGCUGUGGCACACGGGCUUCGUUGCUCUGCGGCAUGUGGGAUCUUCCCGGACCAGCGCUUGAACCCAUGUCCCCUGCAUUGGCAGGCAGACUCUUAACCACUGCGCCUCCAGGGAAGCCCUUUUUUAUGUUUUUUUGAUGUGGACCAUUUUUAAAGUCUUUAUUGCUUCUGUUUUGCUUUGGUUUUUUGGCCUCGAGGCACGUGGGAUCUUAGCUCCCGGACCAGGGAUUGAACCUGCACCCCGUGCAUUGGAAGGGGAACUCUUAACCACUGGACCACCAGGGAAGUCCCCUGAGCUUGUCUUUAAAUGUUGCUGUUGUGUAGGCACAUGUCAAACCCUGGGUAGGGUUUCUCUUUUUUAAUUGCAGUCUAGUUGAUUUACAGUGUUGUGUCAGUUUCUGGUGUACAGCAAAGUGAUUCAAACUCAAACCCCAAACUCCUAAGGGUUUCUCAUUUUUAGUUCUGUGUUUCUCACCUGGGGCCCUGUUGGCCUUUGAGCAGAACUGGUCUUCAUUGUAUGGGACUGUCCCGCGCUUGUGGGCAGCUGUCCUGGCCCCUAGCCAUUACAUGCCAGUAGCAUUUCCGGGCAUUGUGACCCCAAACAUGCCCACACGUUCCCACAGCCCUUCCACGCUGAGAACCACUGCAUAUAUUGCCACAUAACCCAAUUUUCAGCAGGGCCUGGGUUUGCGUGCUCUUUGGAGCACAAUGAAGAAAGAACUAUUAUAUUUCUUCAAACUUAGUUUUAGAAAAUUUCAAACCUUCACAGAGAACUUUGUUAUUGUUUUUGAACAAUGCUGAGGCUGUUGGAAUCCCCUUUGCUGAGAGCUCUGAGAAAGCAAGCUCCCUGCACGGCCCAGGCUGUGGGUGUCUGGCUCGUCUGCGGGCAGCUCUGGGUACAGCCCCACGCAAGGGAGCCGGAGGAGCGGUGGAGGGCCGGUCUGCAGGCCUUACUGCUCCUCUGGACAUAGCUCUUUGCCUCAAGGGCUGCCCAGUAGGAGGGAACUCAGGGACGCAGGUGGGCAGGGCUGCAUCUCUACUUCAGGAGCCCUGGAGGGUUGGGUGGGCAGGCCCUUGCCCUGCCCCUGCUGACCCUGAAUCUGGACAAGUGACAGAGGCGGGGGAUUGUGAAGGGAGCUUUGGGAGGAGUCCUAGGGUGAGGGCCUGGGGGCCAUGGUGGACCCUACAGCCUGUUCCUUGGCAGGACCUUGGACAGUUCCUGUGCCCUUGGGGAAGACACCAGUGCUGUCCUCGGUCCGCAGGAGCUGGGACUCGCACCUGCCACCACAUCUCUGGUUCCAUGUCCGUGGAGAACCUUGGCCUGCUUCUUUCCAGCCACUUGACUCCCCAGGUCUACCUGGAACUGGGCACCGCUCCCCUCCCGUGGUCUGUGUGUCCACUGCGUGCGGCAGUGCCCCGGGGCCUGCCACAGAACUGCUGCAGGAGGUCGGGGGGCAUUGUGUGGAAAUUCUCUAGGAAUCAUGAGGCCAGUGGGUGGCCCCUGCCCUCUGCCUGAGAGGGACAGGCCUCUGGCUCUUCCUUUUAGGGACUGGAGAGUGCUUUCUGGUACUGCUGUUGACUCAGACUGAAGCCACUCUCAGCUCCUAAGGGCUGAGCGUCUUUCCGCUACUGUGGAAACUGCCAUGUGGAGCAGCCGGAGCGGGUUUGACUGGAUCCCAAUCUGAUUGGGGUGGGAGGACCCUGGUGUGACGGAAGCCUGGGUCCCCUUGGUCAAGUCCCCUACCUCUGGGCCUCAGUUUGCCCCUAGUCGGGUGGGCUUGUCUGGAGCAGAUGAGAGUGAAGUGCUGGCCCAAACGGCCAGAACCGCAUCUGCUCAGGAGGUCGAGCACCGCGUGGGAGCUAAAGUUGUAGCAAGCUAGCAAGGCCCCAGGGUUGUGUGAACUGGGAGACACAGUGGGUCAGACGCUGCCCCGAGCUGGCCAGUCUGCCUCCAUGCCCAGGCCUGUCUCCCAGCCCAGGGCCUUUGUACUGCAGUCCGGAUCCCCCAGCCCCUCCUCAGAGAGGACUUUCUCACCCACCGCAGGCCCCGUCAUUUUCUCUGUCCUUUGGGGCCCUCAGAACACAUCCGACAAUACUCUUGGCUGAUUUAUGUGCAUUUUUUCCUUCCCUAAAAUGAGUGUGAGAUCUGAGGCAGGCACCCAUGCUGUCUUCACAUCCCCAGAACCUGCCCCAGAGCUGAUGUAGAACAGUGGGGGCUCCUGAUACCCAUGGGUGGGAAGAAUGUUGCAAACCCCAGGACAGGAUGACCCUGGGGAAUGUAUCCCCAGGCUCCUGCAGGGAGAGGCCACUGCCCAGCCAGCAUCAGCUGCCACCUGGGGGCCCCAUGUAGUGUUUCCAGUCUGUCUCUUCCCUGAGGAGCCCCACACUCCUGGAGAAGCCACAGGCAACCCUGGCCGCAACCACGUGGGUACAUGGUUGGGUGGGCAGUUUGUCCUGAGAGCUCAGGAUGGAGCAAGCUGGGUGGUCAGGGAGGACUUCCUGGAAGAGGUACCUCUGGCUUUAGCCUUGCCACAUCCUUGGCCACUCUGAUUCUACAGUGGGUGCCCGGGCCUUGGAGUUAGUACACCCACACAGGGUGAGGCCUGGGAUCACUUCCAGGUCUAUAAGCUUGGUGGGGAUGGGGUACUUGUCUGGGAUAGAAAGUGACCUUUCCAGAUGAAACAGCCUGCCACAGAUGGGGCAUCUGAGCAAUUGCCUGGGAAUUGGGAGAUUCUGGGCUCACCCUGUGAGGUUCUGAGGGCCUGACAUAGUGACACCUUACACAGGAAAGGGAGUGAAGUUAGGCCUUAAAGCUGCGAAGGGCCAGACGUUGGGGAGCUGUGGCAUAAGGCCUGGGAGCCGCGUGGUCCCUUCAGUCAUGAGGAUUGGAAGGUGCUGGGGGAGUGGGCAGGAUGCAUCUCCUGCGGGGUCUGGAGUGGGGCAGGGUCUGACCAGCCUGGCUGGAAGGUGGAGAGGCAGCUGCAUCUGCUGGAUCAGCUCCGGGGCUGAGUGGAGGGCAGGGAAGGCUCCCCAGCCCUGGGCUCAGGAGGGGGCAGGAAGACGAGGCUGCAGGAGGUGCUGGGUUGGGGGAGUGGAAUGUGGGUGGGGGAGCUGGAAGAAGGUGGCUCACCCCAGCCCACGGUUGGCAUGAGGUAGGGGACUGGGGGCGGGGAGAGGCAAAAUGGCCUGGCAGGAUCUAGAAACAGCACUGGGUCCAGGUCUGGGGUGGGCCGAGCCCGCAGGGUGGGAGGCCUGGCAUCCUGCCCCUGGUGCCCCCUGCCCAGCCCCCUCUCCGCACCAUACCGCUGCGAGAAUCCCCACAGACUGCACUGCUCCAGAAGGAAGCGCUGGCUAAGCAGAUGGGGGGAGAGCAGGCAGCCCAUUUACAGGAGGCACUGACAGCCUAAAGGAAAUAAUCCCUAAUGGCAGACUUCAGGCACUAAGGCAUGACAAGGAGGGAUGAACCAGCUUGUGUUGGGCCAGACACGCCAGCAUUUGCAGGUGCAGGAAGGAGCCAGGAGGCUGUGUGGUACACGUGGGUGCACAGGUGGCCAGGAGCACGCCCUGCCCUCCCCCAACCCACAGGCAAAAUGCAGCCCACCCUGCAAACCCCCGGAGAGGACCAGAGGCUGUCUGGAAACCAACAUUUUAUUGAGCUCUCCUCACCCCACAGAAAUCUAUUCCAGCAGAUUCUUUUUGCCACGGGCAUCACGGAUACGGGGGUGUGGCCAGCACUCCCCCCGCUGCGCACUAUUUGACCGACCCCAGAGAGGGAGGCUCCUCCUCAGGACAGGCCCCCGCAGAGCAGGCUGGGGCCAGGAGAGCAGGUCAUUAACCAGUAAUGACCCCAGAGGUAAAAUAAAUUCAUUUCUCUUACAAAAACAAGGGAAAAACUAGUAUGAACCUCAGUGUCCCAGCACUCGGAGUUUAAAUAUAAAAAAGGGGCAACAGAAAACAGUUAAAAGCCAGCCAAACCGACAAGGCCACCUCCAGGGUGGUGGCAGAGCGGGCGGGGGGCCAGCCCCACCCCACGCGGGCCAGCAGCGGGUCAGUGGAGGCGGCGCCCCCAGCUGAGCGUCACCACCAGCAGCAGGGACAGCGCCAGCUCGGGCCACGGGCUGGGGGACACCUGCGGGAUGAAGGUGGGGACGAGUGAGGACCUCCAGCCUGCAACAGGCCUGCUCGCUCCACACCCAGCAGGGACAAGGCAGGCGAG
Molecule: messenger RNA, 6569 nt
Organism: Globicephala melas (long-finned pilot whale)
Lineage: Eukaryota; Metazoa; Chordata; Mammalia; Artiodactyla; Delphinidae
Gene: MCAT
Product: malonyl-CoA-acyl carrier protein transacylase
Molecular function (GO): transferase activity
Source: RefSeq, a predicted model, not a curated record